Messenger RNA from Electrophorus electricus (electric eel), 1729 nucleotides. RefSeq names its product methyl-CpG binding domain protein 2 (gene mbd2). Gene Ontology annotation, biological process: DNA methylation-dependent constitutive heterochromatin formation; negative regulation of transcription by RNA polymerase II. Gene Ontology annotation, molecular function: methyl-CpG binding. The record is from RefSeq and is a predicted model, not a curated record. Gene Ontology annotation, cellular component: nucleus. NCBI's taxonomy places the organism in Eukaryota, Metazoa, Chordata, Actinopteri, Gymnotiformes, Gymnotidae.
AAGUGACGGGAUGCUCAGCGAGGGGCGGGGCGUCGCUCCAAUCCGUGUGGUUGCCAGGCGCUGGGUCAAUGUGUGGGAAGUGCUGAAAUUUCAGAGCGUCACAGGGGUACUUCGCCACCACCACAGAUCGCAGUAGCUGCGCUCCUGCCGAUACUGUUAUGUAGCCAGCGGAUGGUUACGAGAAGUUCAUGUCAGAAAAAGAAAGCUGAAGAAAAGUGUCAGAUAUAACGGCGCCGAUCGCUCUCUGUGACCCUGCGGAUCUUUAAGGACUUAGAAGGUUGUCAUCUACUUUAGCCACACUUCAGCGGCUAACAGAGCUAGCUAGUGUUACUCAGACGAGCUAGCCACUAUCGGUCGGGCCAUCAGCGGACACUUUUGGCUCACGUCCGUCGGGGUAAACCCCUUUUAAGACGUAAACAUCAACUAAAUGAUUAUGGAGAGGAAGAGGAUCGAGUGCCCGGCUUUGCCACCGGGCUGGAAGAAAGAAGAGGUGAUCCGGAAGUCGGGACUUAGUGCUGGCAAAAGUGAUGUUUAUUACUACAGCCCCACGGGGAAGAAGUUCCGAAGCAAACCCCAGCUGUCCCGUUACCUCGGCAACACGGUUGACCUGGGAUGCUUUGACUUCCGCACAGGAAAGAUGAUGCCCGGGAAACUGCAGAAAAACAAACAGAGGCUCCGCAGUGAGAACCUAAGCCUGUCCAAGGGGAAGCCUGACCUCAACACUGCACUACCCAUCCGACAGACAGCGUCCAUAUUCAAACAGCCUGUCACCAAAGUGGUCAACCAUCCCAACAACAAAGUCAAAACAGACUUACAAAGAGCAACGGAGCAGCCUCGCCAGCUAUUCUGGGAGAAGCGAUUGAAAGGCUUGAAGUCGUCAGAUGUCACAGAAGAGGUUCUCCGCACCAUGAAGCUUCCGAAGGGUUUACAGAGUGUAGGCCCAGAUUCGUCAGACGAGACGCUCCUGUCAGCCAUAUCCAGUGCUCUGCAUAUGAGCUCGGGGCCCAUCACGGGCCAAACAUCCACUGCCGCAGAGAAGAACCCUGCCAUCUGGCUCAACACCUCACAGCCCCUCUGCAAAGCCUUCAUCGUCACUGACGAUGACAUCAGGGAGCAGGAGCUGAAAGUGUACCAAGCCAGGAGGAGUCUGGAGGAGGCCCUAAUGGCCGACGGACUGGCGCGGGCUGCCGACUCCGUCAGAGACAUCGAGGACAAGGCGGCGUAGAAGCAGCAGCAGGAUGCACUGAACUCAUGCCACACCCCUCUGUCGACCUCAUGGAGAUGAUGUCAUCAGUCUGCACCAGAAGCUGCAGACCCAAGCACAAUUUUCAUGCCCUCUUACAAAUAGCUUCAACCAAGGCCUUUCUUUGUUGUUUAGAGCAUAUAUUUUCUUGUACAUAUCUAUAUAUGAUUCAGAAAAAUGUGUAUUUUGUUUCAGAAAAGAAAUCAUUUAAAUUGAAAUGUUCAUUUUAUACAGGCAGAUAAUGAGCAAUACUUUUGGGACACUGAGUCAGGUUGCAGUGUGCUACAUUUGUAUUGCUAACUUUUUUUGGUGUCGAUGGUUGUAAGGGAUUUGUUCUUUUCAGGGUUUGUAACAACUAAUUAAUGCAUUUACAAACUUAUGAUUGAGAACUUGCUUAUUUAAGAAAAAAUAAUUUUAUACCUUGAAAAAAAUACUUGUACAUUUUGUGCGUUACUAUAGAAUGAAUAAAUGAUUAUAUUCAAUUAA